AUGGCUUUGAGUGUGCGGCUGAAUUCAUUGUUGUUAACAUGCAAGGAUUGUGCUCGAUUUGUUGAUAAUGGACGAUGGCUACAAGGGCUUUUAGACGGAUUUUCAGUUGAGAGUAUGCUUGGUAUUCCUUCUGUGCGUGCAUUUCCCUGUGUCAUGUUGUAUGGGUCUUUGGUGGCUGGGACUGCGUUUCAAGAUGGAGAUGCUGAUUAUACAAUACUUUUUUCAUCACGUGCGCCUCAUGAGGAGCUUUCAUCGCUCGAAAAACUAAAAUUGUCGCCUUGCAAUUUUCUUGAGGUUUCGCGUGAGCAUCAUCAGGAUGUUUUAUCGUCUAUUCUCACGCAUAUUAAAAAUAAGGAUGCUUGUACCGUUUUGGAGCAUGAACGUAUUUUUACAGCACGUGUUCCCAUUGUUCGUCUAAAACGCAAGGGAAUUGAGGAGGAUAGUGAUUGGUUUGAUCUCUCUUUGUCUUUGGAUGGACUUCGAAAUUCCUUGUUGCUUAGGUUGUACAUGGAGUCUGAUCCACGUCUUCGUGCUGGGGCGCUUUGUGCGAAACGUUGGGGUCGUUUGCAGAAAAUUUUGGGCGCCCGACGAGGAUGGAUUUCUCCCUACGCGUUGACUGUUAUGUACAUAUUUUAUAUGCAGUCAACGGGACGAAGCUGUUGUGUGAUCAACGAAGGUCAAGUCGAUAAACUACUGGAGGUUGUAGCAGCACAGUCUUCUGAUGACUACAGUCUUAAUUGUUCACGGUUUUAUGAGACCAUUCCUUGUGUGGAUGUGAAUGUAUCUGAAGUUUUGUCGGAUUUACAUGGAUUUUUUAGGUUUUUUGGUGAUUUUAGAGAGUUUGACUUUGAUGUGGAUGUUGUUGACAUUCGCACGAGAAACAAAUACCAUUCGAAGGAGCGAUGGCUUGAAGCGAUGAGGGGGUUUAGCGAAAAAGAACGAUGGGAUCUUUUGGGAUAUGAAUUGCUUAUGUUGCGUGAUCCCUACGAGCCACACAAUUUAGGGCGAAGUGUAGAUUUUUUCCAUGCCGAGAUUGUUCGUGAGACCUUUCGAUUAGCCUCGGAAAGGAGUACGGAGGACCUUCGUGACCUCUUACAAAUGGAAUGA
Messenger RNA from Trypanosoma rangeli, 1107 nucleotides. Its product is annotated as putative RNA polymerase II. Gene Ontology annotation, biological process: RNA 3'-end processing. NCBI's taxonomy places the organism in Eukaryota, Euglenozoa, Kinetoplastea, Trypanosomatida, Trypanosomatidae. Gene Ontology annotation, molecular function: nucleotidyltransferase activity. The transcript has a single exon. The record is from RefSeq and is a predicted model, not a curated record. Bases 1 to 1107 code for a protein of 368 amino acids.